ACCUGAGCUUAGCAACCCAAACGAAUACCGACAUAGUCAGCUUGUUUUUCCUAGAGACAACAGUGCAAACACUUACAUAGAUAGGCAGGUACAGGAUUUUCGUAAAACUACAACACACUAUGGGUGCAUAUGCCAGUAACUUUCACAAGAGUGGAGGCAAAGUUCUUUUAGAGGAAAUUGAUCCUUCCCACCACAGUUGGAUUUCUGCACAUGCUGAGACCUGCAAAAUGUCUGUUCCAGAGGUUAUGAGAUGUUGGAGUAGAUUCCUUAUGCUUGACCCGGAUUCCAAUGGGAAUGUUAAAAGAACUCAAUUUUUCAUCAAGGAUCCAUAUAGCGAAAAGCUGCUGCAGCAAAUUCCAACAGACGGAGAUGAGAUGAUAACAUUUCAGGCAUACUGCAGUGCUGUGUCAUGGCUGGCAAAGGCCCCUCAAGAAAGCAAACUCCGAGGGUUCUACCAAACUUUGACCUCAAGUACGCUGACUUACGAGUCUCUACAUAUUCUGAUUUCUGACUUAUACCCCAAUAAAGAACCAAAAAUGAUCAGUGACCUUUGCCACCUUAUGUUGUCGGAAAUUGAUAAGGAGAGUAAAGGAGAAAUUGAUGAAGACCAAUUUGUUUUCUGGGUCCAAAGUAUGCCUCAAGAUCAAGUGUCUUCAGUACUACAAUUCCCAAUCUUGCCACCAGAUGGAGCAUCUUCUUCAGAGAGAGUCUUGCCUUAUAUGUCUGCAAGCACAGAUGUGGGUGACAAGUGGAGAGUACGUGAUGAGCAGCUUCAGCAGGUUGCCUCUCUAAUGGCUAAAAGAAGAAGAGACUGGAGACUACUAGCAAACAACUUGGGCUUCCUAGAAAAAGACUCAAUUUUCUUUGAGCAGAACCAUUCUGAACUCAGAGAAAAGAUUCUAGACAUGCUGCAGACAUGGAGGAAUACUUCUGGCGAGGAGGCCCAGUUACAGACACUACAAAAGGCUCUAAAACAAACGAGUAAUGCUGACAUUGCCAAUGAGAUCUUCAAUCUUAAUUUUUAAACAUUAUAGACUUCAUUAGACUCAUAGAUAAAUUAUUGCCUGACACUUUGCUAAUAAAUCAGGAGGCAGUAUCAA
This is a messenger RNA of Rana temporaria (common frog), 1100 nucleotides long. RefSeq lists its product as uncharacterized. Gene Ontology annotation, biological process: signal transduction. Gene Ontology annotation, molecular function: protein binding. Lineage: Eukaryota; Metazoa; Chordata; Amphibia; Anura; Ranidae. The record is from RefSeq and is a predicted model, not a curated record. The transcript is spliced from 9 exons. The coding region runs from base 120 to 1025 and encodes 301 amino acids.